Messenger RNA from Sebastes umbrosus (honeycomb rockfish), 4289 nucleotides. It is a transcript of the gene map4k5, whose product is annotated as mitogen-activated protein kinase kinase kinase kinase 5. Lineage: Eukaryota; Metazoa; Chordata; Actinopteri; Perciformes; Sebastidae. Gene Ontology annotation, molecular function: ATP binding; MAP kinase kinase kinase kinase activity. Gene Ontology annotation, biological process: protein phosphorylation. The record is from RefSeq and is a predicted model, not a curated record. The transcript is spliced from 38 exons. Bases 546 to 3362 code for a protein of 938 amino acids.
CGAUCUACACAUCACUAGUAUAACUGCGACUCCUCAGAGAUUAGCAGCAGCACACUGUUGCUUUUUUUCAGCUGUUUUUUAGGGGGUGUUUAAUAAAUUUAAGAGUAAAACUAGACAUUAUUAAUGUAGUUUAGCGUUAAUGUUUUAACAUUUGAGUUGUGAGGCUUGUUAUAAACUGUCAUCAGAGGGGAAAUGACAUGUCAACGGCUGUAACGGCUGCUGAGCUGCUGUGUGUCUGACGGAGACGGAGUGAAACAACCAACUGAAGAAGUUUAUUACAGUUAACUCGAUAACAAAGAGAGGAGACGAGUUUUAUUCUUUAUUUUCUGCUUUUAUUCGACGCCUUCGAACAGGUUAAAGACCCUGGGAACUAUCUUAAAAUGCAACACGUCCUCGUCCACGCUGUUUGCAUUGUUAAAGGACAUGGAGCACGGAGAAGAACCAUCUGAGUAACUGUGAUUAACUUAAAUACUCAGGACCAUCGCUUCAUCAAACCUCCAGAUUUGAUCAACUAAAUGUAAAGGAUCGUUUGGUUUCAAGCUACCAUGGAUAUCUUUCCCCGGCCUAGCGGUGAAAUCCAGAGGAGGAACCCCCAGCAUGACUUUGAGCUCAUUCAGAGGGUGGGAAGUGGCACAUAUGGAGACGUGUACAAGGCUCGAAACAUACAAACUGGGGAGCUCGCUGCUGUGAAGAUCAUAAAGUUGGAACCAGGGGAUGACUUUUCCAUCAUACAGCAGGAAAUCUUCAUGGUGAAGGAAUGCAUGCACCACAAUAUUGUGGCCUACUUUGGGAGCUACCUCUGUCGAGAGAAGCUUUGGAUAUGUAUGGAGUACUGUGGUGGAGGAUCUCUGCAGGACAUUUAUCACGUGACGGGACCUCUCUCGGAGCUUCAGAUAGCAUAUGUCUGCAGAGAGACUAUACAGGGUUUGGGAUAUCUGCACACCAAGGGCAAGAUGCACCGCGACAUCAAGGGUGCCAACAUACUUCUUACAGACAACGGAGAUGUGAAGUUAGCUGACUUUGGAGUUGCAGCCAAAAUAACAGCCACCAUUGCCAAAAGGAAGUCCUUCAUUGGAACACCUUAUUGGAUGGCUCCAGAAGUAGCAGCAGUGGAGAAGAACGGUGGCUAUAACCAGCUGUGUGAUAUCUGGGCUGUUGGCAUCACGUCCAUAGAGCUGGCCGAGCUCCAGCCUCCAAUGUUUGACCUACACCCGAUGAGGGCCUUGUUUUUGAUGUCGAAGAGCAGCUUCCAGCCUCCGAAGCUAAAAGACAAAAACAAAUGGUCCACCGCCUUCCACAACUUUAUCAAAGUGUCUCUGACAAAGAACCCAAAGAAGAGGCCCACGGCAGAAAAACUUCUAUCGCAUGUGUACGUGGCCCAGACGGGUUUGACAAGGAGGCUUGCUGUCGACCUCCUAGAUAAGAUGAACAACCCAGACAACCACCAGCAUUACAGCGAGGUGGACGAUGAUGACCUUGAGCCCCUCUCUGCAGUCAGACACACCAUCCGCUCCUCCAACAAACAAGCCAGAGCUGAGAGGACGCGCUCAGAGAUCGACUCAAACAAUGGGACAAACCAAGGAGGGCGAUGCUCAAGUCCUAGCUUCACUGAGGGACACAGGGGGGACGCAGUCGACAAGCUCCAGUUUGAACCGCCACUCCGGAAGGAAACUGAGGCUCAUUCUGAAAUGGAUGUGAGUAAAGAUAAUGACUUCAAUUCCCCCUGGAGUCCCUUUGCCGAGGGAGGAAUAACAACCAGGAGCCUUCUCAAAAGCGUUGAGGACGAAUUGUUCCAACGGGGACACAUCGCCCAUCUUGAAGAUGCCUUUGAAGAAGUGGAGCUGUCAACUCUCAAGCCAGGGCUUCCUCCUCCUCUGCCCCCAAAGCUCUCCUCCGGGGCUCUGUGGAUUUCUCAAGGAAAGACACCACGAUUAACCAGCUCGUCAGAGGAGAUUGGCCUUAAUGACGAGAGGUCUCUGACGGUUCGGAGGUUCCCGAACUCGGAUAACGGACCGAGCCAGGUGGUUCGCAUACAGAGCACACCUGAGCACCUGGGCAACAAGGUGGAGCACUCGUCUCCAGAUUUCCUCUCCGUCAGCGUCAGCAGCCCCGGCCUUUUGUCUCAUGCCUCGGAUCCUGCUCUCAGUAAAUCAGAAUGUAAAGAUAAUGAUUCGGAUGACAGUGUGAAUGGAGGCAGUCCCAAGGCGCCACCCAACCGACAGCACCGGAAAGAAAAGAAGGAAUUCCCUAAACCAGCUAUCAACGGUCUUCCACCCACUCCGAAAGUACUGAUGGGAGCCUGUUUCUCUAAAGUGUUUGAUGGCUGUCCACUGAAGAUCAACUGUGCCACAUCAUGGAUUCAUCCAGACACCAAAGAUCAGUACCUAAUCUUUGGGACGGAGGAUGGCAUCUAUACGCUGAAUCUUAAUGAGCUGCAUGAAGCCACAAUGGAGCAGCUGUUCCCGAGGAAGUGUACAUGGCUGUACGUUAUCAACAACAACCUGAUGUCUUUAUCUGAAGGGAAAACCUUCCAGCUGUACUCCCACAAUCUCAUUGGGCUGUUUGAGCAGCUGAAGAAGCCCGGCCUGGCUGCUCAGUUCCAGACUCAUCGCUUCCCAGACAAAAUGUUACCCAGGAGGUUCGCCCUGACAACUAAGAUCCCCGACACAAAGGGCUGUCACAAGUGCUGCAUUGUGAGAAAUCCAUAUACAGGCCACAAGUACUUGUGUGGAGCGCUGCAGUCUGGGAUUGUCUUGUUGCAGUGGUAUGAGCCCAUGCAGAGGUUUAUGCUCAUCAAGCACUUUGACUUCCCUCUUCCCAGCCCCCUGAAGGUGUUUGAGAUGCUGGUGGUCCCGGAGCAGGAGUAUCCUCUGGUGUGUGUGGCCAUCAGCCAGGGCUCCGAGCCGGGCCAGGUGGUCCGCUUUGAGACCAUCAACCUCAACUCCUGCUCCUCCUGGUUCACAGAGAUGGGAACAAGUAAGUCAGCUCAUCAGCAGGUGGACGCAAUCCAUGUCACCCAGCUGGAGCGAGACACAGUGUUGGUGUGUUUGGACCAAAAUUUGAAGAUUGUUAAUCUCCAGGGCAGACUGAAGUCCAACAAGAAGCUGGCAUCUGAGCUGAGCUUCGACUUCUGCAUUGGAUCUGUUGUGUGCCUUCAGGACAGCGUCCUGGCCUUCUGGAAACACGGCAUGCAAGGAAAGAGCUUCAAGUCUAAUGAGGUGACCCAGGAGAUUUGUGAUCCAAGCAGAGUCUUCCGCCUCCUCGGAUCUGACAGGGUGGUGGUUUUGCAGAGCCGACCCACAGACAACCCCACAGCCCUGAGCAACCUCUACAUAUUAGCAGGUCAUGAGAACAGUUACUGAGCCUCUCCCAGAGGAAAGUGGAUCAGAUGCCUCAGAUUUUUGGGAGAAACCUCCGGACUUUCACCUCAGGUUCUGUGUGGAGGGAAACGUCUGGUUUAAAACAGUUAUUGGGAUCAUUUGUUACUGAUCACGGGAUCGACAGGUCAGUAAAAAGAGGAGCGUCUUCACUCUGGAUUCAUGAGUAGCCUUAACACCAGCAACACGUUCACCGUAGCUCCGCCGGUUACGAGCAGGAAGUGGAGAAACAAUAAAAGCUCGAAUGAACAUUGUUACUUAGCAUUUUUCCUCACUUUUUUCCGUACUGUGGACUGAGUUACAAAACAAGUUAUCUAGAGGUAUUAUUGACAAAAAGUGCCAUUAAAAUUCACAAGAAUUUGUGAUUGUAUUAGCAAACAGUGGGAGAUCUAUUGUGUUAUUGUCUGUAACAUGUCGCUCAUAAUCACAAACAUUAGUCGGCUUGAGAGGAGAUUUUACAAGCUCUGUAGUCAAACUAAUAGCUCAGUUUAAACAGGAACCCAUGAGCAUUGUGGGUUAUUUAAGCAAUAUUUAUUAACCUCAUGUUAAGUGAUAGGGUAUGUUUGAUUUACAGACCGUAUUAACGGACAGUGACGGUGAGGAUUAACUACCUAGUGAACAGAAGCUUUGGGUUACUUUUACUGCUAUGUAAUAUAGUCGCAUCUCUCCUGCUCUGCUGCAUUUUUAGAAGUUGGAUAUAAUGUACAUUUUUUUCUUUACCUUCCUCUUUUAUAGACCUUUUACUUCUCAUUAUUUGCACCAUGUAAGCACUUUUGUACAUUUUUUUAUUUAAAAUAAAAUGACAAAAUGAGGGACAAUGCUAGGUUUUUUUGCUAACAUCUUUGCAUUCCCUUCGCAAAAUGUUUUAAUGUAUGCUGUUUUUUGUAAUUAAAAAAACCAAGAUAACAUGAA